AUGCUUAUGUACCCACGUAAGGGUCUCAUCACCGAUCCAUUCAAUCCCGAGGACUGCUUCAUACAAGACGAUCAACACUCCGAGUCAUUCGACAACCCUUUCCAAUAUCAACAGCAACAGCAGCAGCACUACCAACAACAGUCGUCGUGCUUGCAACCACCUUUCCACUACCAACCAACCCAGCAAUUUAAUCCUCUCGCCCAACUCAACCAGUUCGCCUCUCCGCCCUCUUCCGCGCCUUCUUCACCGACCUUAUCCUCCCCAACCUUCUCAAUUCCGUACCCUCCGACAACGGCGGCGGCCGAUAGCCAGUCUUUCGGGGCUCCUUCGAUGACCCCGGCGUCGUCCUAUAACCCGUCGUUUGACAUCCAGGGCUCUGCUUCACCAUCAUCGCAGUAUCUUCCGCAAUAUUCGCAAUAUUAUACAUCAAUGUUGGCGCAACAACAACCGAUUGCCAGCAACCAGGGCUGGGAUAGCAACUUGCAGCUGCUGAGUCCUUCCCGCAUUCCAUUCCCCCAAAAGACGUCACCCAGCUCAGCGUCUUCCCGGUCUGCACCUUCCGGUCCUUCGAUCUCCGCCAACCACGGCCAUCAGCGAUCCGACAGCUCAUCCAAGCCGCUGCCCACCCCGGUGCAAACUCCCAUCCAGAACUCUUUCCUCACGGCUUCCUUCCAAAACUACGAACCCUCUACUUGGGAUGGCAGCAAUGUCGAUGCGGAGUCCGCUAUGAGGAAGGCGAUUAUGGAUCAGCAACAAAGGCACCAGAAGUCUCCCGUGCACCAGCAGCACCAGCAACAGCAGCAGCAGCAGGGCGACUACUCACUGGCUCCUUCGGUCUCAACUAUCAGCCAUAACUCCCCUGUGACCCCACAGACCAGUCUGGAUGAGCUAGAUGAUUCCAAGACGAUGACCAAUGGUGAGAUUCGAUUUUCUGACAUUGACUACUGGAUGAACGAGUACUCACGCUUCGACCCGGCUCCAGACUACGUUGGUAAUAAGGGUGGGAUGAUCGGCAUUCCCAAGUUGAACCGUACGAUUUCCGAUAUCUACCAAGACGAGCUCUUCAACCCCACCAUCAUGGCUGCCCCUCAGCAGACGGUGAAGCCGAUGAACUCGAACCUUUUGAACCCACGCAAUGUCAUUGCCGACCGAUUGCAAGCUGCCAGCCAGGGCCACAUGUCUGCGCGGUCUGGGUCUCCGGCGAUGGGCAUCAAGCGCGAGCGCUCACCCUUCCGCCAGACCUCCCCCUUUGCCGGUGAUCUGCAGAUGGCCACCAGCGUGCCCAUGCCUCAGAAUCUUAUGAGCAUGGCUCCCUCGACCGGAAACCCGACCGAUCUGAAGACCAUGUCCCCCAAGGAUGCGGUAUUGGAUUUGGAUGAAGGCGCGGAUGCCGCCAUGCCCCCGCUCUUCCCACCACAGCAGGCCGAUUUCAACUUGGGCGAUGCCCUUGGUCUACGCCGUGAGAGCUCGGGAUCCAUGCGCCCGGCCAUGUCCACGAUGGAGGCUUUCCCCAGCCAGUACUCCAGUGUUCAGCAGCCCCAGUUCUACCAGCAGGGCCAUCCCCAGUCGAAUCUCUUGCAGCAAACUCCGGACUUCCCUGCCUCGCUUUCGCGAUUGGAAUCCACGGGUAGCGAGCUGCAGUCGGGUACCAUGACUCCCCAGGCCAAGCUGCCAGUCAACGAAAGCAUUAUUCGGCCCACCAACACUUCGUCUGACGGAGGCACCUACACUUGUACCUACCAUGGUUGCAGUCUCCGAUUCGAGUCCCCCGCCAAGCUCCAGCGACACAAACGCGAGGCGCAUCGCCAAACGACCCCUGGUGGUCACCUGAUCACUCGGGAUACCUCGCUACGCAACUCGCAGGCUGGUCCCCACAAGUGUGAGCGCAUCAACCCAUCUACUGGCAAGCCGUGCAAUUCGAUCUUCUCACGGCCGUACGAUCUUACUCGGCAUGAAGAUACGAUCCACAAUGCACGCAAGCAAAAGGUGCGAUGCCAUCUCUGCACGGAGGAAAAGACCUUCAGUCGCAACGAUGCAUUGACCCGACACAUGCGUGUGGUGCACCCCGAAGUAGACUGGCCUGGUAAGCAACGACGCCGGGGAAGGGAUUGA
Messenger RNA from Penicillium daleae, 2112 nucleotides. RefSeq names its product stress-regulated transcription factor RPN4. The transcript has a single exon. Gene Ontology annotation, cellular component: nucleus. Gene Ontology annotation, biological process: regulation of transcription by RNA polymerase II. Lineage: Eukaryota; Fungi; Ascomycota; Eurotiomycetes; Eurotiales; Aspergillaceae. Bases 1 to 2112 code for a protein of 703 amino acids. The record is from RefSeq and is a predicted model, not a curated record.